AUGGCGGGAUCGAAUUGUGAUCCUGUUACACUCAGGAAGCUCUUCCACUCGGGGGAAAUAGAUUUCUACUGCCGACUCGUUCGACAGUUGGACCAGAACCCGGAGCGCAUGAAACAGGUGAUUGCACUGUGGUUAUGGUUUGAAUCCAUCGGCCACCAUGAAUUCAUCCAGCGAGUGUCGUCCCUUAAAGGCGACGACGUCAUCCUCGGCUUCGUGAGCGAGGCCGAGGCCUGCCUCGACCGCCUCAUGGGCCACCAUGUGCAGACGAGGGGCGACGAGCUGCCGCUGACCAGUUCCCUCAUGGCGAAGAAGAUGGACCUUCGGUUCUUCGAGUCCCACCGCGAUAAGGCCAUCGAAGGCGUCAUGCACUUCUUCCACAGCGUCUGCCAGAUCAUAUUCAACGAUGAGCCCAUGGAGAGGGCGGCGGAGAAUGCCAACCACCCCAACGACCACUGCCGGCACACCAGCGGGCUGCACGAUAUCAGGUCACCGAUGAGGGAGAGACGCAACCAAGAGGAAGGCGGAGCCUCGACCUCGGCCAUGGCCAUGAUCCCACCGCAGUUUUCCACUGUCCCCUCGCCGCUGCGCGACAUGCUGAACCCGAUGGCCAGGCCGUGGACGCCGGAGAUCGUCCGGCCGUCGGAUGACCAGCGAUCCUUGUUCAUCACCUUCUCCAUGGGGCAACACAUCUCCAGGGAGGAAAUCAAGCAGUACUUCAACGCGCGAUACGGGCCUUGUGUCGAGGUGGUGUUAACAGAGAGGACGCCGCCGGGGCACCAGCCGAUGUUCGGGCGGUUGAUCUUCACGGAUGCUUCCAUGGUAGCUAGGGUUCUGAACGGGCUGCCAACAGCCAAGUUCAUCAUCAACGGCAAGCAUCUGUGGGCGAGGAUGUACACGCCUUUCCAGACUAGGGUUUGA
Messenger RNA from Musa acuminata subsp. malaccensis (wild Malaysian banana), 918 nucleotides. RefSeq lists its product as uncharacterized. NCBI's taxonomy places the organism in Eukaryota, Viridiplantae, Streptophyta, Magnoliopsida, Zingiberales, Musaceae. The record is from RefSeq and is a predicted model, not a curated record.